Molecule: messenger RNA, 2088 nt
Organism: Ciona intestinalis (vase tunicate)
Lineage: Eukaryota; Metazoa; Chordata; Ascidiacea; Phlebobranchia; Cionidae
Source: RefSeq, a predicted model, not a curated record
GCGAAGUGUAUGUUUGCGCCCGCUGAUUGGUUGAAGCUACAGUCUGACGUAAUAAAUCUCAAUGGCGCGAAAACCAUCAUUUUGCUUGGCGUGCAGCAAAGUGAGGAAGCAAGAAUAUUGCGGGAAUGCAGGGUUGUUUUUUCUUUUUUAGAUAGGGCAAGAGGUACAGUAGUUAAUAAAUAUUUAAUAAUAAUGAAUCUGUCUGUGGAGGAAACUAUACUGGAAACCCGGAGCGUUUUAAAUGAAUUAUCAGUACCUAACGAGCAAGCUGAUGCUCUUUGCUAUUUACUAAAAGAAAACCAAGUGGAUUCAAACAUUAUUGUACAGACAGAGUUUGACACCUUGAAAAAGGCGUUUCCAUCCAUACCAUUGGGGCAUUUAUUGAAAUUGGUAAAUCAUUUUAAACAUAAACCAUCCACAUUGUUAGAAGUUGAAAGUGAUGCAGAUACAAUUCCAAUAUCUGAAUCUGACACAAGUUUUGACGAGUCAAGUUGCAGUAUUGACAGUUUAGAUACUUUGGUUGAUUCCCCUUCGAUACCUAGUUUAUCCAGGCCAGUGCCUAGAGAAUUUCCAGCUAGUUCUUUUCAUUUUAAUUAUCAUGCCCGGGAAGUUAUUCGCACUGGUAUUAUAACUGAAACAGGAAAAAGAGAAAUUACCACAUCAAUCAUAAAUGCAUUAAAGGAGUAUGAAAGAUUUCCCACACCAACGUUAAGAAAAAUGGCAGUGUCAACAUUUGUGCAAAUAGGAAAAGCAUCAUUGGGAUUAAGUCGAGCUGAAGCAAUGAACUUUUGGUUGCGUAAGGUGACACAGAAGUUGAAUACUCAGGCUAAGCAGCAGAGAAAAUUGUCAGAACAACCAACAUCAUCUAAACGAUCCUACAACAAUACAUCUGGUGUCGCCAACACCAGUGUUAUAAAACGAAAAAAGACUACUGCAUUUUGUGGGGAUUCUGAGGAAGAUAUAAAUAUAUCCAAAGAGAUUAUGAAGGAGGAAUUUGCCAAGCCUUCGAUUCAUCGAAACAAAAAAAUGAUUUCAAAUAAAAUGCAACAAACCUGUUGUUUUCGCCAUAAGUUCAUUGUUGACAACAACCCCACUGCUAAACUUGUUUUUGCAGAUUGGCCUGCUCUAAAGGUUUAUGAUGAGAUAGUUUGGGAAUUCGAGCGGCUGCAACCAAAUGUUUGUGCAAGUGACUACCAGAUCCGGAAGCUUGGAGUGGAAAUAAUGAAAUCCGUACUUGAUCACACCAUGAAAAAGCAACAAAAAAGUUUAUCUGUGCAAAAGAUUUUGGAGACUUUACCAUUGGAUGGCAACUUUGAAGAAAAUGAAGAUUUAGUUUUUGUUACUGGAUUGCAGCUCCUCUUCUGUGCCCUAAAAUGCAACACGAAAAGAAAGUACAAUCAACAUUGUUAUUUGGUUGACUUUUAUCCGGUUAAUACAACAGUGUCAGAAAUUGCAGGUGGUAUACCUGACCGCUUGCAGCCAUUUUUGCCGUCUAUGGCACCGCAGCACAGCAUCAUAAAAUUACUUUAUUUUUGGAUAAAUCACCGAUUUUGGAUGUAGACAACAUCUUCAAUGGCAUUAUUGCUAUAAUGGCAUAUCAUUAUGUUUUAAAUUAUGAAUACUGUCAUCAUGUAAAGAAAGUAAUGCAGUUUCUUCAAGUAUACCUAUUUAAACUACCUAUACAAAAACCUGAUGCUCUUUGUGACAGUGUACUAGAAUUGGCCCUCAUGCUUAAGUGUUAAUGAUUCAAGCUAUUUCUGCCUGCAAUUUCUAUUGUUCUCCCAUUAAGUGAUACUGUUUUUCUUUUAUUUAUAAGUAACCCAGUGGUCUCCAACCUUUUUUUAAGACAAGUUUAACCCCAAGGAAAAAAUAUCAAAAUUUUAUGUCAUGCUACUUAAAAUACCAAACCCAAUAACACUAGAAUGCAUAUUAGGCGCAGCGUCUACAAUACGUUCUGUAUCCUUUAGCGCUAAUGACUAUGACAAUAGUCAAUGCAUCAAUUGGUUUGAUGUAAUCUGAAUGUUAAUCAAAAAGCCAAUUUAAUUGGUAUUAUAACGCAACAGACAAUAGGUUAUCGGAUUUGGUGUU